Molecule: messenger RNA, 612 nt
Organism: Laccaria bicolor S238N-H82
Lineage: Eukaryota; Fungi; Basidiomycota; Agaricomycetes; Agaricales; Hydnangiaceae
Exons: 2
Coding region: 1-612 (203 amino acids)
Source: RefSeq, a predicted model, not a curated record
AUGGCGCACCUGGAGCCAAUGUUUAUUUAUUUUCAAUGGAUAACAAACAAUGCUUGUUUGGCAAACACUGCUCACCAAACAUGGUCACUCUCUUCUUCCACCACCACCACUAUGCUCGUCACCGCCGCCAACGCCAUGCCAUCACCAUCACCCAUAGCCACCACCACCCACAUCACUUGUCUAUCACCCAUGGCCACCACGUCCACCAACAUCGACCACGCCGCCCUUCAACAACAAUGCGGAGACGCCACGUCACGAAACAACGAGUGCCAGAACCCAAGAAAACACCCCAACCCCCACGAAAACGACACCCCGCCCACGAAACGACACCCAGCACCCACGCACACCACCAGCAGACACGAAACAACGGCCAACGGAUGCAAAACCACACCCACGGACACGAAAAACACCCAACAGACAGAAGACAAUGACCAACAGACACGUACACCGCCCGUGGACACGAAACAACACGCAGCAGACACGAACAACACCCCUGCGCCCACAAACGACACCCAGCACCCACAAAACCACACCCAGCGCCCACAGAACGUGUGGAAUUCCUGCAGAUUCCUGUGGAUUCCUGUGGAUUCCACUGGAAGUCCUGUGGAAUGA